Soboliphyme baturini is the source of this 1964-nucleotide messenger RNA. The record is from the annotation of a GenBank genome assembly. NCBI's taxonomy places the organism in Eukaryota, Metazoa, Nematoda, Enoplea, Dioctophymatida, Soboliphymatidae.
UUGAGGGAAGUCGUCAACAUCUUCUGUGACGUUUGUGGUGCCGUGGCUCGGCUUCAUCAGUGCCAGUCCCCUGUAAUUCAUCGGGACCUGAAGGUGGAAAAUCUGUUGCUGGACGAAACUAAGACGUGUUUACUGUGCGAUUUCGGCAGCGCGACUACGCGGGUGCUCUCGUCCGUUACUCAUUCGUACAAUGUAGUCGAAGACGAGGUGACCAGAUUCACGACGUUGUCAUAUCGGUCGCCCGAAAUGGUCGACAUCUACUCAGGGCAUCCGAUCACGACGAAGAGCGACAUUUGGGCGCUUGGCGUGCUUCUGUACAAAUUGUGCUACUUCACCCUUCCUUUCAAUGAGAGUGCGUUUGCUAUUCAGAAUGCCUCAUUCUCGUUCCCGUCAGAACCCGCCUAUCCGCCGGAGCUGAGAGCACUGAUAUUUUAUAUGUUGGAUCCAGACUGCAGUCGUCGACCAGAUAUCUACCAGGUGGCGGUGCUUGCAUUUCAGCUGGCCGAAAGAGAAUGCACGAUUAAGAAUCUUUCCAACUCAGAAGUAAGCGAUUUUCCGACCUUAAUUCAGCGAAUGAAAGCCAGCUUCGAAAAUAAGAGGCCUUCUAGUUCAGCUUCUAGCAGGCAUUCGGUUGAAACUCAUGUACAUAAAAGUUUGGGCGCCGCCGCCAGCACAAGUGUUACGCCAAGGCAGAGACCAAAACCACAACAGAUUCCUUCGCCGUCACUACAAUUUCCCGUCGAUUCGCACGUUUCAUGGAAAAGUUCAACGGAUGAUGUGUCCAGUAGCAAGUGCACCUCUGGAUUCAGCAACUCGGCCGGGCCAUUCGUCGUCACCGUCAAAGUGGACGAGUACCACGACGAUCGUGAGGGUGAACUGAAGGACCAUAAGACGACGGUUGCGAUCGAGCAGCCGUUCAAUGAACAGACGCCUCAUCCGCCGCCGCCGCCACCUUUCCAGCGCACCCACCGUCGCAACGUCAGCGACCCAACGGUGAUUCAAAAUUUCGAACGCAGUUCAAGGCCAUACCACUCACAGCAGCAUGUGUCGAGUAGCAGUCUGCCGAGAAACCCGUUCGACAUCGACGACACGAUUUUCGGCGACCGUUUUGACAGACUCCCUCGAAGAAGAGGCUCGCCAAGCAGCACCGCCAACGUUAAGAGCAGAGAAAGCUUAGUAAUGACAGUUGAUGAAAACGACCCGUUCGGGACUGCACCGUUCAAAUUAUCAAAAGAUAUGGCUCGCAUGAAAAUCACGUCGUCUAAGCAUUCGAGCGAGAAAGUGCUUCAUUAUCGUAAAUUGGUAGAAAUGGAUGAUGUUGAUAUGGGUGUAUCAAAGAAGUGCUCGGUUGGUACGAACGAUGACAUCGACUCGGUGGGCUCGGCUACCGAUCUGCAGGCAAGAAUGGAAGCAAGCAGUUCGUCUGAAUACGAGGAGGACGGUUCGGUAUCCGUCGGCGACGUCGAGCCUGAUGAUUUUUACCCAGGUUCGUCGCAUGCAUCGCACAUUGAUGCUGGGGCUGAUCAGAAUCUUUUCACUGAACCGGAGAUUAUGGGCAGAUGCCCGUUACUGACUGACGAAAAUGAUGCCGAGGAUUUGGAAGUACCGGAGUCAAUGGAGAUGAGCCUGCUGUCGAGGCGUGGCGCCAUCGAAGAGAAGCACACGCCGGUGCGCGACAUGACGUUGAACAAUGAUGUGUUCGUAAACGCUCCGUUUCUUUUGGCCUCAGCACCCUCUAGAAUGUCGUCUGCAGUGUCGUCGGCGCUGACCAUCGACCGCGAUCGAUAUCGACUACGGAAAAACCACAACCGUCUUUCAGACGAGCUGGAACUUGACUUUGUACGCCAUCCAAACGUGAACGUGUUCGAUACGGACAUAGCUGCUAGAGAGGCAUCGGCCGUAUCGAAGAAGGCGGCUUUCAUAAACUGCAGUUUCCAAGAGGACGAAACUUUCCGUCUCUGACA